Neoarius graeffei (lesser salmon catfish) is the source of this 378-nucleotide messenger RNA. RefSeq names its product natriuretic peptide C-like 2 (gene nppcl2). Gene Ontology annotation, molecular function: hormone activity; hormone receptor binding. The transcript is spliced from 2 exons. Bases 1 to 378 code for a protein of 125 amino acids. NCBI's taxonomy places the organism in Eukaryota, Metazoa, Chordata, Actinopteri, Siluriformes, Ariidae. Gene Ontology annotation, cellular component: extracellular region. The record is from RefSeq and is a predicted model, not a curated record. Gene Ontology annotation, biological process: cGMP biosynthetic process; receptor guanylyl cyclase signaling pathway.
AUGGUCUCUUCAUCUCACUUUUUUGCUGUCUUCCUCUUAAUUGCCAUGAUGACAGAAGUAAUGAGCCAACCAUCGGCAAGGAGACCAGAUUCUCAGAUUCUACAGGAUCUGUUUGGAUCAGAGAUCACUUCCCUCUUAUUGUCCCAGCCUGAGGUUACAGAAGGCUCAGCUCAAAACCCCACCCCCUCUGAGAGUGAUGGGCGUGGUCUGCCAGGACUCUUUGUGAUGGAAGAACCUCUCCACCUUGUGCCUCACCCAUUCCUGGAUUUCCUGAUGGGGCAGACGAAGUUGCGUGUACGGAACAGAAAGGGCUCUGCACGUGGCUGUUUUGGGAUUAAAGUGGACCGUAUCGGAGCGCUCAGUGGACUGGGCUGCUGA